Acanthosepion pharaonis is the source of this 1113-nucleotide messenger RNA. NCBI's taxonomy places the organism in Eukaryota, Metazoa, Mollusca, Cephalopoda, Sepiida, Sepiidae. The record is from the annotation of a GenBank genome assembly.
AUGAGCGACAAAAUACAUUCUUCACCUCCCCUUCUUCUUCUUCUUCUUAACCUCCUCCUCCUCCUCCUUCUUCCCUCCACCUCCUACUACUACUUCAUUUUUAGUUCCUCCGCCUUCUUCGUCCUUUUCUUCUUCUUCUCUUUCUUCCUCUUCUUCCUCCUAUCCUCCUUCUUCGUCUUGUUUGUCCUCUCCUCCUUCUUCGCCCUUUCACCAACACCUCCCUCCACCUCCUCCCCUUUCUUAUUCUCGUCCACCACCUUCUUCUCACCUCCUCCUCAUUCUACUUGUCCCUCUUCUGCUUCUCGACUUCUUCGCUCCUCGACCUCCUUCUUCUUCUCCUCCUUCUUCACCAUACUUCUUCUUCUUCUUCUUCUUCUUGUCCUCCGCCUUCUUCUCAACUCUUCCUCCUCCUCCUUCUUCUUCUUCUUUGCUCUACCCACUCCUCCUCCUCCUCCUUUUCUUCUCGACCUCCAUCUUCUUUUCUUCUUGACCCCCACCUUCUUCGUUCCUCCUCCUUAUUCUUCUUCACGUCCUCCACCUUCUUCUCCGAUCCUCCUCCUCCUUCUUCUUCUUCUUUGCUCCCAGCUUUUUUUCUUUCUUUGUGUCACUCUUCUUUCUUUCUUUCUUUCUCUCGUUCUUUAUUUCUUUCUUUUUAUCGCUCUUUCUUUAAUUUUCUCUUUAUUUCUUUUUACUUUCUUUCUUUCUUUCUUUCUUUCUCUCGUUCUUUAUUUCUUUCUUUUUAUCGCUCUUUCUUUAAUUUUCUCUUUAUUUCUUUUUACUUUCUUUCUUUCUUUUUUUCUUUCUUUCUCUCGUUCUUUAUUUCUUUCUUUUUAUCGCUCUUUCUUUAAUUUUCUCUUUAUUUCUUUUUACUUUCUUUCUUUCUUUCUUUCUUUCUUUCUUUCUUUCUUUCUCUCGUUCUUUAUUUCUUUCCUUUUAUCCAUCUUUCUUUCUUUAUUUCUUUGUAUCCCUCUUUUUUUCUUUCGUUCUUUGUGUCACACUUUCUUUCUUUUUGUACCAUUUUUUCUUUCUUUCUUUCUUUCUUUCUUUCUUUCUUUCUUUCUUUCUUUCUUUCUUCGUAUCACUCUUUCCCUCUUUCCUUCUUUCAUUUUAUGA